This is a messenger RNA of Ascochyta rabiei, 417 nucleotides long. RefSeq lists its product as uncharacterized. Lineage: Eukaryota; Fungi; Ascomycota; Dothideomycetes; Pleosporales; Didymellaceae. The transcript has a single exon. The record is from RefSeq and is a predicted model, not a curated record. Bases 1 to 417 code for a protein of 138 amino acids.
AUGUCAACAGGAAUCCAUCAUCCCGUGCCUGCUUCAGCUACAUCAAGCGUUCAUCAAGUAACAAAGCUUCGGCAGGACAAGAAGGGAAAGGGAAAGCACAAGAUUGAGGAGAAGAAUGACAAAGACCGCAAGGCAACUGAAGUAUUAGCUGGGGACUCAAAGAUUCAAUCGGUCAGACGAACUGAAGGAAAGGGAUUGGAAGAGGUGGACAGCGACAGUCCAUACGCCAUGGACAGCGAGGACAAUGCAAUCGAUGAGAGCGAACUGUCCUCUCAUGUUGAUUUAGACAGUGAUGUCAACACUAAUGAAGAGAAGAGUAUUGCAAGGAAUAAAGAGAAAAAAGCAGCAAAAGAAGUCCGAAGGGCAGCGCGAGGACAAGAGUAUUAUAACAAAAGAGACGCUGCAGAUUGCAGAUAA